Molecule: messenger RNA, 660 nt
Organism: Penicillium paradoxum
Lineage: Eukaryota; Fungi; Ascomycota; Eurotiomycetes; Eurotiales; Aspergillaceae
Product: peroxiredoxin
Exons: 5
Coding region: 1-660 (219 amino acids)
Biological process (GO): cellular oxidant detoxification; cell redox homeostasis; cellular response to oxidative stress
Cellular component (GO): mitochondrion; cytosol
Molecular function (GO): thioredoxin peroxidase activity
Source: RefSeq, a predicted model, not a curated record
AUGUCUAACUCUGCUGCUCCCCUCCGUCUGGGCUCUGUUGCCCCCAACUUCAAGGCCCUCACUACCCAGGGCGAGAUUGACUUCCACGAGUUCAUCGGUGAUAAGUGGACUAUCCUCUUCUCCCACCCUGCGGAUUUCACACCCGUGUGCACCACGGAAUUGGGCGCUUUCGCUCGCCUCCAGCAUGAGUUCGACCGCCGCGAUGUUAAGAUGAUCGGAUUGAGUGCCAACGAUCUCGGCUCUCACGGCGAGUGGAUCAAGGACAUCAACGAGGUCGGCAACACUCAAGUCAAGUUCCCCAUCAUUGCCGAUGCCGACCGCAAGGUCGCCUUCUUGUACCAGAUGGUCGAUGAGCAGGAUCUCACGAACAUCGAUGAGAAGGGUAUCGCUUUUACUAUCCGCUCCGUCUUCAUUAUCGACCCCAAGAAGAAGAUUCGUCUUAUCAUGCUCUAUCCCGCCUCUACCGGCCGUAACUCCGCUGAGGUUCUGCGUGUUAUUGAUUCCCUGCAGACCGGCGAUAAGAACGGUGUCACCACCCCCAUUGACUGGCAGGUCGGUGAGGAUGUCAUUGUGCCUCCUACUGUCAGCACCGAGGAUGCCAAGAAGAAGUUCGGUGAAGUCCGUGAAGUCAAGCCUUACCUGCGCUUCACUACUAUCUAA